Messenger RNA from Kluyveromyces marxianus DMKU3-1042, 966 nucleotides. RefSeq names its product Spt2p (gene SPT2). Bases 1 to 966 code for a protein of 321 amino acids. The record is from RefSeq and is a predicted model, not a curated record. The transcript has a single exon. NCBI's taxonomy places the organism in Eukaryota, Fungi, Ascomycota, Saccharomycetes, Saccharomycetales, Saccharomycetaceae.
AUGAGCUUUUUAGCGAAGUUACAACAAUUGAAACAGAGUGCUAAGGUUCCUGAACCUGGUAAAUCCGGAAAUGAUCAAAAGAAACCUGAGGUCAAGAGCCUAGAUUCAAGCAGACUGUUACCAAAAAACUAUGUACGAGAGGUGGAUCCUGCAAUCAAACGAUUAAAAGAAGCUCGAAGGCUCAAGCAAGGUGUUCUAGAAACAAAAACGACGAAAUCUACAAGUAAAACUAGACACAAGGACUCUUCUCCUAAGAGUGAGCUACCUGUGUAUAAGAAGAAGCCCGGUUCGAAUACUGCUACUGCUAAACCGGUAUAUGUACCGAAAAAGGAACCGAUCAAGAAGCUAUCUUUCGAGGAACUAAUGAAACGGGCAGAACAAAAACCAAAGACAGUACAAAACGAAAGUUCAAGGCCAAAACCGGUAGAUAUUAAAAAAGCCGGGUUCAAGAGUAGGACCAAUUCGAGGAGCCCUAGCUCUAGUUCAAGAUCAGUACAGAGAGUAGAAAAACCAACUCCCAAAUCUCAUCACGAGCAUAAUGUGCACAAACGCAAGGUGGUCGUGGAGUCCUUCUCUCGGAUUGCGCAACCUAACGAAAAGCUUGCAAAGAAAUUGAAGCUAAAGGAACGUAGAAACGAGGAUUUAAGACGUAGGAAUCAAAGAUAUGACAGCGAAGAUGAAGAUUUAUCAGAUUUCAUUGAGGAUGACGAAGUAGAUAGAAGCGAAGACACAUCCAAUGGAGUUCCUUACGAUAGAGAUGAGAUCUGGUCGAUUUUCAAUAAAGGUGGCCGGAGAAGAUAUUAUGACUAUGAUGAUGAAGAUGAUGAUAUGGAAGCUAAUGAAAUGGAAAUUUUGGAGGAAGAAGAGAUGGCUGCUAAAAUGGCAAGAUUAGAAGAUAAAAAAGAAGAAGCAUGGUUGAAGAAACACGAGGCAGAAAAGAAAAGGUUAAAGAAGAACCACUCGUAA